AUGGCCGAAUAUGUUGUUGAUCUCCUCGUGCAGUACUUGUCCCAACAAAUGGAAAAGGAAGGAAAUUUCUUUGGUGGAGUGGAGGAUCAAGUCAAGUCACUCCACAGGGAGCUUAGACUGAUAAAUAUCUUCCUGGAGAACUCCAGGGGAAAACGGAAUGAGCAUCCAAUAGUGAAGGAAGUUGUCCGACAGAUCAGGGAGGUAGCUUAUGAGGCUGAGGAUGUUAUCGACAUGUUCAUCCUCAAGGUUGCAGAGCACAAGAGGAGGAGCCUGAUGGGGAGAAUAUUUCUUAGCCCCAAGCACGCAAUGAUGCUUCGCGAUGAUGGAAAGAAGUUUGCAGGCAUCAAGAAUGCAAUCAAUGAAAUCUACAAUAACAGAGAAAGGUAUGACAUUGAAAGAGCUACAGAGACUGUAGAUGCGGCGGCGGAGGCACUACACAGGCGUAGGAGAGAAGUCGAGGAAGAUGAUGUCGUGGGUUUCGUUGAUGACUCAUCGACACUGGUGAAGCAACUUACGGAAGGGGGUAGUCAAUGUGAUGUCAUUUCGAUCAUUGGCAUGGGAGGGCUGGGGAAGACAACUCUUGCCAAGAAAAUCUACAACAAUGUUCGCGUCAAGAACCACUUCGAGUGCUGUGUAUGGGUCUAUGUAUCUCAAGAUUUCAGAACCAUAGAGCUCUUGCUUAACAUUUUAAAACAGAUGAACAUAUCAGGUAUCUGGAACACACUAGAAGAAAUGGGUAAGGAAAUAUCAGUUUCGUGGACGAUACUAGAACGCAUGGGUGUAAAAGAAUUAAAAGAGCUAUUGUUCAAAUGCUUGGGAAGAAAAAGGUACCUAAUAGUCAUGGACGACAUCUGGAAAGUUGAAGUCUGGGAUGAGGUAAGAUCUGCUUUUCCCGAUGACUUGAAUGGAAGCAGAAUAUUGAUCACAAGCCGCAUAAAAGAAGUUGCUUCACAAACAAGCCUUACUCCUCCCUACUUUCUCCCAUUUCUGAACAAAGAUGAAAGUUGGGAGCUCUUAAGUAAGAAAGUGUUUCGAGGAGGAGCAUGUCCUCCCGAGUUGGAAACUGUGGGGAGAAAAAUCGCAGAAGAUUGUUGUGGUUUACCACUUUCCAUUGUGGUAUUAGGGGGCCUUUUAGCAAACAAAGAGAAGACACCUCGAUCAUGGUCCAAAUUGAUUGGCAAUGUAAACUGGUACCUUACUGAGGCUAAUACAAUCUGCAAAGACAUAUUGGCCAUAAGCUACACCAACCUGCCUCGACGCUUGCAACCAUGUUUUUUGUAUUUUGGUGUGUACCCAGAAAACUUUGAGAUCACUGGAAGGCAACUGAUCCACCUAUGGAUAGCCGAGGGAUUCAUACAGCACGCUGGCAAUAGAAGCAUAGAGGAUUUUUUUUUUUUUUUCUUUUCUGUAGAAAUGAGUUUUUAAUUGAAAUGAAUAAAAUAUU
Alnus glutinosa is the source of this 1444-nucleotide messenger RNA. RefSeq names its product putative disease resistance protein At1g50180. NCBI's taxonomy places the organism in Eukaryota, Viridiplantae, Streptophyta, Magnoliopsida, Fagales, Betulaceae. The transcript has a single exon. Gene Ontology annotation, molecular function: ADP binding. The coding region runs from base 1 to 1425 and encodes 474 amino acids. The record is from RefSeq and is a predicted model, not a curated record. Gene Ontology annotation, biological process: defense response to other organism.